Messenger RNA from Elephantulus edwardii (Cape elephant shrew), 681 nucleotides. It is a transcript of the gene EEF1AKMT3, whose product is annotated as methyltransferase like 21B. Gene Ontology annotation, molecular function: protein-lysine N-methyltransferase activity. Lineage: Eukaryota; Metazoa; Chordata; Mammalia; Macroscelidea; Macroscelididae. The coding region runs from base 1 to 681 and encodes 226 amino acids. Gene Ontology annotation, biological process: peptidyl-lysine methylation. Gene Ontology annotation, cellular component: cytosol; cytoplasm. The record is from RefSeq and is a predicted model, not a curated record. The transcript is spliced from 3 exons.
AUGGCUGACUCCGGCGCAGAGGCCGAGUCGGAGCCCGAAUCGGUGUUCCCUCGCGAGGUCGGACUCUUCGAGGACUCUUACUCGGAGAAGAGUCGGUUCUGCUUCUGCGGGCACGUGCUGAGCAUCACGCAGAACUUCGGGUGCCGCCUCGGCGUGGCCGCGCGCGUGUGGGACUCGGCUCUGAGCCUGUGCAACUAUUUCGAAAGUCAAAAUGUGGAUUUUCGAGGCAAGAAGGUGAUCGAACUGGGCGCGGGCACGGGCAUCGUGGGGAUCCUGGCUGCGCUGCAGGGAGGGAAUGUUACCAUCACUGACCUGCCUCUGGCCCUAGAACAGAUCCAAGGCAACGUCAAGGUCAAUGUGCCAGCUGGAGGCCAGGUCCAGGUCCGUGCUUUGUCCUGGGGGAUUGACCAGCAUGUCUUCCCUGGAGACUAUGACCUGGUGCUCGGGGCUGAUAUUGUAUACCUGGAGCCUACUUUCCCACUGCUGCUGGGGACCCUUCAACACCUAUGUGGGCCCCAUGGCACCAUCUAUCUGGCCUCCAAGAUGAGAGAAGAACAUGGGACAGAGAGCUUCUUCCAGGAACUCCUUCCUCAGCAUUUCCAACUGGAGCUGGCCCAGCGCGAUGAGGACGUGAAUGUCAACAUCUACAGGGCCAAGCAUAGACGACUAAAACCUACUUGA